This is a messenger RNA of Lottia gigantea (owl limpet), 2643 nucleotides long. RefSeq lists its product as hypothetical. Gene Ontology annotation, biological process: fatty acid beta-oxidation. NCBI's taxonomy places the organism in Eukaryota, Metazoa, Mollusca, Gastropoda, Lottiidae. Bases 68 to 2107 code for a protein of 679 amino acids. The record is from RefSeq and is a predicted model, not a curated record. The transcript is spliced from 14 exons. Gene Ontology annotation, molecular function: carnitine O-palmitoyltransferase activity. Gene Ontology annotation, cellular component: mitochondrion.
CAAAGUUCAACUUCAAAAACUUUUUCCACAUAAUAAUGCAAAAUUGAUCAAUACAACAACUCUGAAAAUGCUUAGAGUAGCAUUAUACAAACCAUGUCCUCAAAGUUCUACACUUUUUUCUCAAGUAUCUUCAUUGGGGAAGAAUAGUCGUGUAUUAAAUGCACACUGUUUAAAUUCUCAACAAUAUAGUACCACGAAUACUUCAAACCGUGGAACAGAAGAACGAGAAUACUUGGAGAGAAAUAAAGUUCCAACUUAUCAUUUCCAGAAAAGUUUACCAAGACUUCCAGUGCCAACUUUAGAAAAUACUUGUAAAAGAUAUCUGGCAUCUCAACGUCCAUUACUAAAUGAUGAAGAUUUUAGUAAAACAGAAAAAAUUGUUCAAGAGUUUGGGAAUGGUGCUGGUAAAACUUUACAAGAAGAAUUAAUUGCUACUGAUAAGAAAAAUAAACACACUAAUUAUGUUUCAGAUGCAUGGUUUGAUAUGUAUCUACGUGAUAGAAGACCAGUGGUAUUAAAUCAUAAUCCAUUUAUGGUAUUUAAUGAUGAGACCAGACCAGAAUACAAUACACAGUUGGUUAGAGCUACUAAUAUGGUGGUAUCUUCUAUUAGGUUUAUGAAGACAUUGAAAGCUGAAAUUUUGGGCCCUGAAAUAUUUCACAUGAAUCCUGCCAAGAGUGAUACUGCAAGUUUUCGUAAUUUUGUAAGACUCUUACCAGAAGCUGUGGCAUUCUAUGGAGCCUACUGGUAUAAAGCAUUUCCUCUUGACAUGAGUCAAUUUAAACGUUUAUUCUGUUCAACUCGUAUACCAAGACAUGACAAAGAUGAACUCUACAGUAAACCUGAUUCUAAACAUUUAGUUACAUUUCGAAAUGGAAAUAUGUAUUUAUUUGAUGUCCUUGAUAGAGAUGGUAACAUUGUGUCUGCCAGUGAGAUUAUGUCUCAUAUUAAAUUUAUACUGGAUGACACAACACCUAGACCAGAUCAUCCUGUCAGUAUUUUAACCACAGAAAACAGAGACAUAUGGGCUACAGUUAGAACACAACUUAUAAAUGCAGGUAAUGAAGUAGCAUUAGAACUAGUGGAUAGUGCUGUGUUUACAUUAAUAUUAGAUGAUGAUAAGCCAACAGAUCCAAAUGCAGUUUCCAGGUCCUUCUUGCAUGGUGAUGGCAUAAAUAGAUGGUUUGAUAAGAGUUUUAGUUUAAUAAUAAAUAAAGCUGGUACAGCAGCUGUAAAUUUUGAACAUUCCUGGGGAGAUGGUGUAGCUGUUUUAAGAUAUUUUAAAGAAGUCUUCAAGGAUUCAAUUCAAAAGCCUAAAGUGAACAAAAAUACUAUACCAUCUAAUAUAGAUUCUUCUAAAAGUGUCCAGAAAUUAGACUUCAGAUUAGAUGGUAACAGCAAGAAGAGUAUAGAUGAGGCCAAAAAGAAAUUUGAUGAAAAAAUCAACACAUUAGAUUUACACCAUUUAGAAUAUAAGAAAUUUACUAAAAAGUUUAUUAAAGAGAAGAAAUUAGGUCCAGAUUCUGUUUUACAGUUAGCUAUACAGAUGACCUAUUAUCGUAUGUUUGGUAAAACAGUAGGAACCUAUGAAUCUUGUAGUACAUCAGCAUUUAAACAUGGUAGAACUGAGACAGUUAGACCCUGUACCACGGCUACUUUACAUGUCUGUGAUUUAUUAUUCAACCCUAGAUCAUCUUAUACUGUAGAAGAACUACAAGCUGCUCUAAAAGAAUGCUCUAAAAUUCAUUUUGAAUUGACUAAAAAUGCUGCUAUGGGUCAAGGCUGGGAUCGUCAUCUGAUGACAUUGAAGAGAAUGUCAGAAUCACAUGGUCAAUCAUUAGACAUAUUUACUGAUCCAGCUUAUAAAUAUAUUAAUCAUAUAAUAUUAUCUACUUCCACACUAUCUGAUCCUAGUGUUUUAAUUGGUGGUUUUGCUCCAGUUGUACCUGAUGGUUAUGGUAUAGGUUAUUCUGUAGAAGAUAAUCGUCUAGGUUUCAAUGUAACAAGUUAUCAAGAUAAAAGUGUCCAUGAUUUUAUUGAGAAUGCUAGUAAAUCAUUGGAUGAUAUAUAUAACAUAUUACAAGGACAGAAACCAGUCAGAUUAUGAUGAUGGACGAGAAAUAGAACUUCAGACACUGGUGCAUAACAUAAGUUUAUUAAUGUCGUUGAAGAGACAAUUUUGUCCACUCCUGAAAUUCCAAGCUACAAUUAUGUGUAUAAAACCAGUAUAAAUCCUUACGUUUAAGUAAUGAAAAAUGACGAAUGGUAAAGUAAUGAUGGCUUCAGAUUCAAUGUUUUUGUUUUUUUGGCAUUUGUGUUAUUUAUAUUUUUGAGGUUAUAAAAUGUUAAACAGUCUUUUCAUUUAUAUUUUCAAUAGCCACUCAAAGGACAUACUCAUCUAAAUAAAUAGGACUUGGGUUGGCUUGUUAUGAUAAUAUAGAUCUGGAAAACUGGCAUUACUUCCAUUGUUUUAUGGUUGAAGAGCGGAUCAUCAUAUUUCAUGUCUGAAAAGUUAUACAUGCUACAAAUCUCACAAUAAAUGCUAUGAGUACUUUUCAAACAUGAGAAAUAAUGAUAAGCUGCAAUUUGUCAAUUAUGUAAACAAGCGUGUAAUUAAAUCUAUAUUAAAUUGACUGAAAACUU